Messenger RNA from Amphiprion ocellaris (clown anemonefish), 1859 nucleotides. It is a transcript of the gene dnaaf6, whose product is annotated as dynein axonemal assembly factor 6. Gene Ontology annotation, biological process: flagellated sperm motility; axonemal dynein complex assembly. Gene Ontology annotation, molecular function: dynein intermediate chain binding; protein-folding chaperone binding. The coding region runs from base 573 to 1154 and encodes 193 amino acids. The record is from RefSeq and is a predicted model, not a curated record. Gene Ontology annotation, cellular component: cytoplasm. The transcript has 6 exons. NCBI's taxonomy places the organism in Eukaryota, Metazoa, Chordata, Actinopteri, Pomacentridae.
UCUUUUUAGCUGUUACAGUCAAUCAACUUGAAUUAUUUGGUAUUUCAUAUAUCGGUGUGCCAAUCAUUCAACGUGCCCUUGCUGUUUUUGAAUAACUCCAUUCAACUGAUUAUUUUUUAUUGCAUGUUUGAUUGUAUUUGCCUCAUAACAAUGUGCUCUAUAGCGAGGUUCUAUAUAUAUAAAAAAGGUGCUUACUUGCUUUAAGGGUUUUUACUGAUAGCUUAAUUAUAAUACACCACUGGCUGCCAGUCAGUGUGAUUUUAAUGGACUAUUUUUAGAUUUAACAACUGUACACAUAAUGCUCUCUGCUUCCAGUGGCUUUAAAACUCAUUCAUUCAUGUUCAUUUGCUCGACGUCACUGGUUGCCAUGGCAGCCUGAAAGCCUGCUCGUCUCCAGGGAAACGCCAAGCGUCCCAGUUAGCAGCAGCGGCUAACUUCGAGGCUAACGCUCGUUUUUCAGUUAUAAACAGGCCGUAGCUUCUCAGUUGUAGCUGCUGUUGGUUAGACGUGGUUGUAGUUUUUACGGAAGUUUUAUUUUUUAAAAAAUCUUUAGUAAGUUAAUGUUUUUCUGAAUGGAGUUUUGUGGAGAAUCAUCCGUCCAGAACUUAGAGGCUCUGUCUGCAUUGUUGUCUACUCAUCAGGAGGAAGAGGAGGAUACAGACUGUCGAAAUGCAGCAGCGUUUGCACAGCUGGGUCCUGGACACAUUGGCCCUCCACCCAAGAAAUAUAAAGAAGUGUCAACUGCCUACAUGAAGAAGAAGAGUAAAGAUAUCUGGAGCAAGGAAGAGGUGGCUGAGGGCUCCCAGUAUGAUGAUCUGACUGAUCCUCGGCCACAACCUGAGUAUGAAAUAAUCCUGAAGCAGAGUGUGAAGACUGAGGAUCUGUUCCUUGGCUUGAGCAGAAAAAACCCGUCCUCCAUGUGUUGUGAAGCCAUGCUGGUGAAAAUCAAACUACCCGACACAAAAGCGACAGAGGUGGUCCUGGAUAUGAAAGAGAAGUUCCUUGAUCUGCGGACGCCAAAAUACAAACUGGGCCUCCAUCUCCCUCAUCCGGUCCACAUCCAGGAAGGUAAAGCUCAGUUUUUCAGUGAGAGGGAGGAGCUGGAGGUGACUCUGCUAAUGAAGCGGCCCCUGGACUUUAUCAACAUGCAGUGAGAAAAAAGAAUGAAAAUAAGCCACAAAUGUCCAGAAAAGACAGAACUGGUAAAUCACACUGCUUUGCUGGUGGGUAAGAAACAAAACAGGACAGAGAGAUGAUCAGCAUGAACCUUGUGUAUUUCUAUGAAUAAUAAAUAAGUCAUGAUUACACAUGUGAAAGCUGUGAUUUCUGCUAAAGAUCUGACUUCUUAUGUGACUUUCUCAUGAUUGAAUAACCAGGAGUCUACAGAGGAUAGAAAACACACAUUACCCUACUUUUUAUAAGCUGAUAUCUUUAUAGAUGUAUGUGUCCAUUAAUGCCUAUCUGACCUUAUUCUUUAUCUCAGCAUAUUCCAUUUUAAGUUUUAUUUUAUCCUGUUUCAACCACCACAUGGCUGCUAAUACUAUUGUACAGUUGUUACUGCCAUUCUGUGUCCAACUCCUCUAUGUGCCUUUGGAUUGCUCCCAGUGAACAAAUAAAAUUUUUUUGAACAGAACUGAAAGAGUGUGCUGAUACAGAUGCUCAUUUUAACUUGUGAGAACCCACACUGUGCUUGCAGUCAUUUGAUUCCACACAAAUUAAUUCAGGAAUUUGCACCAUACAGUUUAAGUACAAUAUCACCUCUAAUAAUGCAUAGAUUUUUCACUUGAGACUUUAUUUUUUUGUGAAAAAUUCCUACGUAUCUCUGUUUCAAUCUGUCAUUUAAAAAAUAAAUUUGUGUA